CAUUCAGAGAAAGGCUGUGAGUUUAACAAGAAGUAAAGGGAGUUUACUUACUGUAAUUUCCAAAAUAUGUGACGUCAGAGCGUCCUCCUCCCUCUCUGAUGCUAUAUAAACUGCUCUCUGCCUCCUCGGUAUCACAGACCAACAUCACAGACAGUGUCUGUAGUCACCUCGUCACCAAGCUUCAGGAACAUCAGAUCAUUUCUCUGGACCUCUUUCUGGGUUGACCUGGACUUUAAAAACUCAGGGAGUUAUGUGGAGGAUUUUCCUGACGGUCAGUCUGCUCUGCUGGAGCGCUGACGGACAAGUCAGAGAAGUGAAAUGCAGAAACGAUAAGGAUGAACCAGUGGACUGGUACAUCAUCUACAAGGCACCCGGACUGCAUGAGAUCAACACUGAUGGUUUGGAAUAUAUUUACAUUGAUUCAAAAGAGAAGAAGAAGCAGACCUCUGAAGAUCACGAUAAACGCAUCAACGAUCCUAAAGGUGUCCUGGCAAACACCCUGAAGCCCAUUUUUAAAUUAAUCAAAGACAUGCCAAAAGACUUUGGAUUCAUCUCCUACAGCGACCAACCUCCAGCUGUAAAUGGUGUAAAGCCUUCUGUUGCCUCUACGUUUGGUCACAGUAAAGGAGUUGUGAUGAUGGAUAAAACCACAGGAGUCUGGCUCUCACACAGCGUACCACAGUUCCCUUUUGAAAGAGAUAAUAAUUUCUGGCCAUCCACCGGAGCAGUGAAUGCUCAGACGUUUAUCUGUGUAACAUUCAAGUACAACCAGUUCAACAAGAUAGGUCAACACCUGCUGGACAUCAAAGCUUUCCCGUUUGAUCAUCAUAUUCCAAAAGACACCAAUGCCAACUUCCAUAAAGAGCUUAUACAGGUUACAGAGAAGAAAAGUACACCAGGAAAGAAAAUCCAGGAGCUGACAUCAGAUGCAGGAACACCCUUUCGUAGCAUUGCUAAAGAACAGUAUAAAAAACCUACUCCAACUACAACUAGACAGGAGACACUUAAGGACUCAAAGAGAUUUGGAGGAGAUCUUUACCUCACUAUUGCAGAGACAUACACUGCUAUAAAGAAAAUCAACACUGAUGUGAGAGUCCAGACCUGGGGCCAACAGUGUUACCGUGAAGGUUCCUACUGCGAACGCAAUCAACGUCAAGUGAUCAAUAUUAAAUCUGUAAAAGCUGAUCUGGGUAAAGAGAAUGAUAAGUGGGAGGUUGAGUGGGAGCCUUGUAAUGAUCAUUCCAAGUGGUGUGUAGCUACAGAUAAUAAUAAUAAUUUGAUCUGUAUCGCUGAUGUAAACAGAGCAGUCACCCAAUAUGAAAGGCCGGGGGGGGCACUGUGCUUUGAACAUCAACAGGCAAGUGACCUAUUUAAAGGUCUUAUUGCUGGAACUAAGAAUUGCCCAAGUCCAGCCGCCUUAAAGCGUCGCCACUCGUCCCCUGACCUUUCACAAUAUUUUGCCUCUAAGAAACCUAAACUUGACCCUGGCUCUGACUCCAAUAAUGAAUGUGACAUUGAAUGAUCGAUAGGAUAAACACGC
This is a messenger RNA of Sander lucioperca (pikeperch), 1540 nucleotides long. Its product is annotated as deoxyribonuclease-2-beta-like. Gene Ontology annotation, biological process: apoptotic DNA fragmentation. The transcript is spliced from 9 exons. The coding region runs from base 251 to 1522 and encodes 423 amino acids. The record is from RefSeq and is a predicted model, not a curated record. NCBI's taxonomy places the organism in Eukaryota, Metazoa, Chordata, Actinopteri, Perciformes, Percidae. Gene Ontology annotation, molecular function: deoxyribonuclease II activity.